GCCUCCCCAUCACUUCCGGCCCUCCGUUCCACGGCCUCCCAGGUGAUAACAUGGAUUGAAGCGGGGUGGCAUGCUGGAGGUUCGCUAUACGGUUUUCUUCUAAUUGUCCUAAUACGUCGAGUGCGAUCACUCAGUUCAACACCAACCGCAAUGCUCGACAACGCUUCGCCCGCUGGUAUACGGGUGAACACGAUCGUCCUUGCGUUCACACUCGUUGCCGGAACGAUAGUCUUUCUGCGAUUAUUCACCAGAUUAGUGUUGACCAAAGGAGCUGGUCUGGAGGAUGUGUUCAUUGCCUUUGCUAUGGCUCUGUCGAUUGGCCUUGCUGUGUUGACUUCGGAAGAGGUCAUGCAUGGCCUUGGGGAGCAUGUGUAUGAUCUCUCUGAAAACGAUGUUAUCAUCGCCUUGAAGAUGUUCUGGGCCAGCCUUUGGGUUUACAACCUCGCACUCACUAUGACCAAGAUCUCAAUCCUCGUUCAGUACAUCCGUAUCUUCCCACCACGUCACUUCCGCUGCGCAUGCUACGCUAUGCUGUGCAUAGUCGUCGCAUGUGGUGCAUGGGGCGUCUUCGGUAAUGUCUUUCUGUGCCACCCUAUCAACUUCUUCUGGGACAAGGCUGUAAAGGGUGGGUAUUGUAUGAACGACUACAUUAUAUGGUUCACCACAGCUGGGUUGAACAUUGGACAGGAUGUGAUCAUCCUGUUCAUGCCCAUUCGAGUCAUUCGGAGUCUGCAGAUCAGCAAGAGCCAAAAGAAGGGUCUCAUCACCAUGUUAGCCCUUGGUGUCAGUGUCAUCGUAGUCUCGACCGUUCGACUAUACACCCUCGACAACCUCGCAAACUCCGAAGACCAGACGUUCGACAACCCCGAUCAGGCCACACUCUCCGGCGUGGAAGUCAACGUCGGCAUCAUCUGCGCCUGCCUCCCAGCAAUGCGACCGCUCUUCGCCGUCAUGAUGCCCAAGUACUUCUCCUCAGCAACCGCAUACACCGCCACUCUCCCAAACGACAUCGAGCGCCCCAAGGAGAUCCGCAACGACUCCGUCAGCACCCGUGUAGGGACCCCUUCAAAGUCCACCAUCAUCCCUUCCACCCAUGCCGCCAGCAGCCAAGCCUCCCUGGACCUACGCCCGCACCCCUCCGCCUCCAGCCAGCGCACCCAAUCCCGCAACCCCAGCACCGCCCACUCCCGGAGCGCCAGCACCGCCUCGCGCGCCCCCAGCACCCUCUCCAUCUCCACCACAUCCCGCACCGCCGGCCCCUUCCACGGCUCCGCCCUAAACCCCCUCCGCAUGUCCCCCGUAACCCCCUUCGCACCGCCCGCCUCACUACGCCUAAGCCACCUCGCCGAAGACGACAUCGCCCUCCUCGGACCCGGCGCCUACACCCGCCGCCCCAGCGACGCAAGCAUCAGCCUCAGCCUGCCGCGCUCGUACGGCAGCCGCCGCAGGUCUCGCUCACAAGCCAGCACCAAGCCGCUCCCGCUCACGCCGUUCCCUGUCGCCGGCCACCAGUGGACCCAGCUCACCGCCAUCCCGCGCCCGUCGACGCCGCUGGCGCCGCUGCUGAAGCCGGCAGAGGCGGCGGCUAGCAAGGGCCGUGCGACGUCCGACGAUGCGUGACUGCUGAGUAUCUACUCGAAGUACGGGGCUGCGCGGUCGGAUCGGUCGGCGCGCAGUUCGUGCUGAGGCGCGAUGAGACGAGACGAGGUGGUAAAAGGAGAGGUAUGAAGGGAGGAGCUGGACAGGGCACACAUAGACGGGAGCAACAACGAUACCCCAGAUGUUUACGUGGUACAUUCUUUUACGACACCGGCGCGGUGCGGCGUUUCUGCGGCUUUGUACAACAUCAGCGUUUCUUUGCGUUUACGUCAUCGGGUUGUGGGUUUCGGCGCUGUGGUAUUU
Messenger RNA from Boeremia exigua, 1902 nucleotides. RefSeq lists its product as uncharacterized. Lineage: Eukaryota; Fungi; Ascomycota; Dothideomycetes; Pleosporales; Didymellaceae. The record is from RefSeq and is a predicted model, not a curated record. The transcript is spliced from 4 exons. The coding region runs from base 151 to 1620 and encodes 489 amino acids.